AGGACAAGUGUCACCUUUUUGGAGCAAAAGAUGUGUUGGAACACGCUGCUGCUUCUGCUGUUGUGUUAUGAUGCUCAGGCGGCGGUGUCCCACAGGUGGAGCAGGGCCAUGCUCUUUCCUGCUGCGCAUCGGCCAAAGAGAUCCUCAUCCAUGCCCCUGAAUCCCGUCCUGCAGACCUCCCUGGAGGAAGUAGAACUGCUCUAUGAGUUCCUGCUCGCUGAACUUGACAUCAGCCCUGACCUGAAGAUCUCCAUCAAGGACGAGGAGCUCUCCUCGUUGAGGAAAGCCUCUGACUUCCGCACCAUCUGCAAUGACGUGAUCCCCAAGCGCAUCCCGGACAUCCGCCGGCUGAGCGCCAGCCUCUCCAGCCACCCUGGCAUCCUCAAGAAAGAGGACUUUGAAAGGACAGCGCUGACCCUGGCCUACACGGCCUACCGCACCGCCCUGUCCCAAGGGCAUCAGAAGGACAUCUGGGCCCAAUCCCUCCUUAGCCUCUUCCAGGCCCUGAGGCAUGACUUGAUGCGGUCCUCAGGCCCCAGAGUGUCUCCCUGAGAGCCCGGCCCACGGCCACGGAGCAGGGACCAGCACACGCGGUAAUCCAAACACUCUUCAUUCUCUACUCCAUUUACAGAGCCCUGCAACAAAGCACAUGCCACCAACUCAGAGUAGCAGAGAUAAAAUAAGUAACCCCCUGUCCUCUGCCCCUCGUAGUUCCCUGACAAGCACAUCUAAUUCGUGUCACAGUGUGACCGGGGCUGCAAGAAAGGGCUAGCGUGGUCAUUCAAGAUGCCUCCAAAGGCCACCUGAUUUGCCUGGUGACGCGCUUCAUCACCGAGUGACCGCCAUAAACACCCGAGGGCGAAGACAGAGCUAGAGGAGACGGCACAGAGGUUUGGGCAUUGCGGGAAGAUGGGGGGACAGAGAUCAGGGCGUGAGGCCGAAUGAACAUCAUUCCAAAGGUUCCACAUAGUUAAGAUACUUAAAACGAAAAGCUGGAGCUAUAGCAAAUAAACACUUUGUUAGCCAAAGAUCCACGUGUCAACUUUUCCAAAAGUCACCAAGAAGCAUCAGCCAGAAAAUCAGUAAUGUUAUGGCCUCUCUGUCUUGUCUCUUCUUCUCCGAAAGUGGAUCUAAUACAGAGGAGAAACACGACAGGGGCCCACAGAGAGGCUGCAAACUGUCUGACCUCGUCUUCUGAACAGAGAAAGCACGCUGAUGCAGAGAGGAUCAUCCUAGGAAGAGCUCCAAAACUGAGAGCUCCAAAUACAAAUGAUUUUUUAGACAACAGAACUCACCCUUUCAAAUGCCACAACCUUCAUUUUAGCAAUGCUGACUUGCUGUCUUUGUUAACUGUAUGUACGUAACAUCUCGAGCUUCUAUUUAGGAUCUUGGAAAUGUUCUGAUGAAGGAAUUGGAUAAAAUAACCUCUAAGAUUGCUCGACUUCCGAAAGUUCCACGAUCACUGAACCAGCCGUGAGAUAAUCACAGGGAGGCCACCGGGACCUAAGGGGUCUGCUGGACUGUUUGCGCCAAGCCCAGAAGGCCCUGGGGCUUUGCUGAUUCUGUAGGGUGUGUGUCCUGCCUUCUGCACUGCGAGGCUGUAAGAGGCCGCUCCUCUUUCUUUCCAACACAACUUGCCCGUUGCAAUUUGUUCUAUUUUGGCUGCUACCGCCUAAGGGACAAAGCAGGGAGGCUUGUCAUAAUUCCGUGUUAAAUCGGAGCUAGUAGGCGAAGGUCUCUGCUAGAGGGAGGCACUAGGCCCUAAUACGGAUUCCUCACUGGCUCUCCUGGCUUGACAGCUGGGUUUUGGAGGCUAACGUCGUAAGAGGUCUCAUCUUUGAAUGAGUGAGAUCUUAUCCGGCUAAAUUUGAUUCUGAAAUGGGUAUUUAACAAUUGUCAUUGGAUGAUGGCCUAAAGUUGAUCUGGACUUCUUAAAAACUUUGAAUAAGUCAUUGCUUCGCAGCUGCAUGAUCCUUUUGGAGAAAUAGUAGGAUGUAGGACGAAGGUAUUCAUCAUCAGAGAAAAAUACAACAUGGAAAAAUCCUGAUGUUCUCGGGCUCCAAAGAUUAAUGACUGCUGGUUUCUCUGGUCCUCAUUCCCUGAUUACACCACCCUUUUGCGGCCCUCAAAUGCAGUCUCUGAUAUAUGCUUUUGGUUCCAUUUUUCCCUUUCUAAUAUUCCAUGUUCUCUUCGACCUGGUUUGUGUCUCUUCUGCUUUAUCUUUGGGCCCAAUUCUGAUUAUCUUUGUAUCCACUUCUCCCAGUCUCUUUUGGUGCACGUAUGCUCACUCUAGCUCUGUCUGCUUGCACUCUGACGCUCACUGUUCUCCAGCCCCCUGUGGGUAUCACUGUCUGACCAAAACAAAGGUCAACAUACAGGGCCAGGAGUUCCCAAAAGGCCGAUUAGCCUCAUGGCUGCCUUCGCUGUUUGUACUUUCUCUGGAUGUGGGGUAGAGGAGGUUAGCAGAGGGCUCAAUCCUUUGACAUUGUGCAAUACCCUGACAUCAGUCUUGCAUGCCACCCUGGGCCACCCCGGGCCUCCACCCCCAUCAGGAUGGAUCUGAGGGCCUUUGUUCAGUCACUGGUUAGACAGACCACCCUUGUAGUCCCUCCCUGUCAUGUUCUGAUAUUCGCGGUCACUCCCAGUGGUGGGAGAUUCGUGAAUGGGAGGAUGGUUCCCAGGACCAGGGAUAACCUGGAAGUUCAUUCACCCUGCAGCAAAAAUUAAAGGCACUUUUGUACUCAUGAAUUGGGGCACAUGUUUAUGUGGCAAUCAAGGACAGAGGG
Messenger RNA from Leopardus geoffroyi (Geoffroy's cat), 2786 nucleotides. It is a transcript of the gene FAM180A, whose product is annotated as family with sequence similarity 180 member A. NCBI's taxonomy places the organism in Eukaryota, Metazoa, Chordata, Mammalia, Carnivora, Felidae. The transcript has 3 exons. The record is from RefSeq and is a predicted model, not a curated record. The coding region runs from base 31 to 552 and encodes 173 amino acids.